Messenger RNA from Panonychus citri (citrus red mite), 751 nucleotides. RefSeq lists its product as uncharacterized. The record is from RefSeq and is a predicted model, not a curated record. Bases 191 to 751 code for a protein of 186 amino acids. Lineage: Eukaryota; Metazoa; Arthropoda; Arachnida; Trombidiformes; Tetranychidae. The transcript is spliced from 2 exons.
GACCAACAUCAUUCGUUAGUCCAUUUACCGUUACCAAGGAACCAAGUGAAUAACAAACAAGCGAGAGAUUAACACACUGUUAUUAUUAUUGUGUUUCUUUUUGUUAUACUUACAAUUCAAUUAAAGUGGACAUUUGGAAAACAGUAAAACAUCAUCAAGGGUCAAUUAAUUAAUUUGUGAAUCAAACAAAAUGUUACCUGUUUUCUUAAUAUUUUUCAUCAGCUGUUUUCUAAAUCCACUGGAAGUGUCUAGUGAAAUUAAGGAAACAACGGAUUUAAUUUUCUUAAGCGAUUGUCUUUACCAACAUAACCAUUAUCGUAAACUUCACGGAGUACCAGUAUUAACGUACGAUCGAGAGGCUCUUGAUUUGGCUCGAAACAAAGCUUUGGAAAUGAGUAAAACAGUUAGUGAUGAUUCACCUUAUUCCAAUUACACUCUCAACUGGUCCUACAUUCCCGGUACUAAAUCGCCUUCGUGUAAGGCGCUUGUCGCCCAAUGGUACAAGGGUGUCCAUUUUUACAGUUUUACCAAAGGAUUGGUACCAAAAAAGGUUGAACCUUUUGCGAAAUUAAUUUGGCGUCGAUCCAAGAAAGUCGGGUGCUCACAGGUAACUAAUGAUGAUCCAACUUCGCCAGGUAUUUACACCGUUUGUGUUUAUACACCAAAAGGUGAUCUGAAAACGGGAUCAUUGGAAAAUAUUAGUCCAAUUUCAAAUCCAUCCAAUUAUUAUAACUUUUAUUUACUUCGUUAA